Mytilus californianus (California mussel) is the source of this 1490-nucleotide messenger RNA. Its product is annotated as mitochondrial inner membrane protease subunit 2-like. NCBI's taxonomy places the organism in Eukaryota, Metazoa, Mollusca, Bivalvia, Mytilida, Mytilidae. Bases 175 to 702 code for a protein of 175 amino acids. Gene Ontology annotation, biological process: mitochondrial respiratory chain complex assembly. Gene Ontology annotation, cellular component: mitochondrial inner membrane peptidase complex; membrane. The transcript has 6 exons. The record is from RefSeq and is a predicted model, not a curated record. Gene Ontology annotation, molecular function: serine-type endopeptidase activity.
CGUCUUUUUAUGUAGGUGGUUGACCCUUACUGUAGAUCCAAAUAUUGUAAACUGCAGGGUCACUGGUUUACCUUGUUAAACAGAAAGGUGCAAAUAUCAAACAUAAUAAAUCUGGAUGCAUUGACCUGCAUGAACUCAUGCCAUUUGUGUUGAAAAUGGAAUUUGGCUAAACAGAUGAUGUGGUACAAAGUAUUAGCAUCCUCCGCCAUGUCUGCAGCAGUAGGGUUACCAGUUGCUGUGACUUUUCUAGAUACUUUUGGAUAUAUUGCUCAGGUUAUGGGCGUUUCCAUGCAGCCAACAUUAAAUCCAGACAGAAAGACAGAUUAUGUGUUCCUUAACAAAUGGAAAGUAAGACAUUUUGAGCUGGAAAGAGGAGAAAUUGUAGCAUUGUUAUCACCAAAGAACCAAGAUGAGAAGCUGAUUAAAAGAAUCGUGGGCUUUGAAGGAGAUGUAAUAAGGACAAAGAACAAGAAAAGAGGCGUAUCAAUACCUAAAGGACAUUGCUGGUUAGAGGGAGACAACUCUAAACAUAGCCAUGAUAGUAAUGAUUUUGGACCUGUUCCAGUUGGAUUGAUAUAUGCAAAAGCCAGUAGGAUAGUAUGGCCGCCACAUCGAAUGGGAAAAUUGAAACGAGGUGAAAUCCAUGAAGAUAGAUAUGUUGUUAAACAAAAUCCAAAAGUAACAUUAUUUCCUAAUCCAUAGCAUUCCAUUGUUCAGCUAUUACCAGACUCAUUUAUUACCAGGAUUGCAAUAAGCCAUGAUAUAUGGAAUUGAAUGGAGUCGUGUUAUCCAUGCAAUCAAUUUCGUCAGCUUCAUCGAGUCUAAAGGAAGGAGAACUGAUCCAACAUAUACCAAUGUCUGAUUGUGCUUAAUGACUUUUUACACAAGAAAAUUACUUUUUAUUUGUGAAAAAAAAGAACUUGUUACACUGACUAAUAGUUUUUUCUGUGAUAAGUUGUCUUCCGAGAUUUGUUAGGUUGGUUGUGUGAUUUUUUUCUCUAUCAGUUCUGUAGGCAUUCCAACUUCAUUUCAAAGUUAAAAAAGCAUAUCGACAAUGAAUCAAUAAGUAGUUAUCUACACCAAAAAUACUAAAUUAUAACCUUCUACCUAUAUCAUUCCCUUCCUUUUCAGUGGUUUUGAAAAUUAUAAAGGCUUCCAAUUUUUCUUUUUAUUUGUUCAAUUUUUCUAAUGUUUACUUGUUACAAAGAGCACAAGUACCAAUAGUAGUAAAACAUAACUAGUAAGGUAUGGUUCAUGAUGCUUUGUCCAACAAAUAUCACUUUUUUAAUGCCAUCACAUAAUGCUAUUUUGAACCUAAGUGAACCUACAUGUACUAUGAUAUUCUUGCAGAUGCUUGAUUAUGUGGAAAUCAGAUGAACAAGUUGAGGUUUUUUUCAUUACUAAUUCCAUCAUUUAUUGUUUCAAGAUUAAGUAUGUUUUUUGUUUUUAUUUAAAAAUGGAAAUAAUUCUAUUAAACAAUCCAUAGUUGU